GUACGAGUUGAUGGAGAAUCGCAGCUUACAGGAUGCCCUGUUGGACCGGAGAUGCGCAGAGCUUAUGUUAUGGGGAAAAAGAUUUUGCAUUAUAAGUGAUGUGGCGAAGGGUCUUGAGUAUCUUCACCAUUUUUGCGAUCCUCCAGUUAUUCACGGCGAUAUCAAACCCAGCAACAUUCUCUUAGACGGAGAUUUCAAGGCCAAGAUUGGUGAUUUUGGGCUUGCGAGAUUGAAAACAGAGGACCUGGUGGAGGGUCUUGAGGAGGGUGAGACUUAUAAGAAGAAGGAAGUCGGAGAUGAGAACGGAUCGAUCUUGGAAGAGACAGAGAGUGUGGUGACAGGGUUUGAGGAAGCUUCGAGUUCAGCGAUUGUGGACCGUUCGCCGGAGAGUUGCGUGCUUAGAAUUUUGGACUCAGAACCUUCUCCAGAAACGGUGGCAGCGUCAACGUCACCGGAGGUGGGGAUUGAGAUGGUAAGUGUAGUAUCAGAAGGGUUUUUUGACAAAAUUAGUGUUGAAAGUGGGAAAAAGGGUAGUUCUAGGAGAGAUUGGUGGUGGAAACAGGACACCGGUGGUGGGUUGGAGUCAGGAAGCGUGAAGGAUUAUGUCAUGGACUGGAUUGGGAGUGAGAUUAAAAAGGAGAGACCCAAAAACCAGUGGAAUAAAUCUCCGACCUCCAUGGAUAACAACUCGAAAGCAGAGCAGAAGAAGGAGAAGAUUCGGAAGAAAGAAAAGAACCGGAAACCCAGAGAGUGGUGGAAAGAAGAAUUCUGCGAGGAACUCCAAAAGAAAAAGAUGAAAAAGAAAAAAAGAGGAUUUCUUUCGAGCGGUAACGGCGAAUGCUGGUGGCAAAAUGAAGUAAUUGAACAAAAAAGAAAGAAGAAGAAGAAGGGUAGCAUGAGCAGCAUCGAUUGGUGGUUGGAGGGAUUCAGCGGCGAAUUCCGAGUUGGGAGAAGAAAUAACAGAGAUGGUGAUAUACCCAAGAACGGCGGCAUCAGUAGUACACCUAGCAUGAGAGGAACCGUUUGUUAUAUUGCACCGGAGUACGGUGGCGGCGGGUUGUUCUCGGAGAAAUGCGAUGUCUAUAGCUUCGGCGUCCUUGUUCUAGUUGUGAUCUCCGGUCGCCGUCCCCUGCAAGUAACGGCCUCCCCUAUGUCGGAGUUUGAGAGGGCAAAUUUGAUAUCUUGGGCGAGGCAACUUGCUCAUAAUGGGAGGCUGUUGGAUCUUGUUGAUCCUUCAAUUCAGUCUUUGGAUAGGGAUCAAGUAUUGCUUUGUAUUACCAUUGCAUUGCUCUGUUUGCAGAGGUCGCCGGCCAAGCGGCCCACCAUGAAAGAGAUAGUGGGGAUGCUUUCAGGUGAGUCAGAACCACCGCAUUUACCUUUUGAAUUUUCACCGUCCCCGCCGGGGAAUUUCCCGUUUAAGUCCCGAAAGAAAGCACGGUGAGUUUGCGCAUUGAUUGAUAGUAGGGUGAGAAAUGUGUACCUGUUGUAGGCUGUUUGUGAUCAUUAUGCAUUAUGCUUUGUACAAAUUUGUUGCAGAAAUGUGAAAAAAAUAAAUGUUGUAAC
Molecule: messenger RNA, 1563 nt
Organism: Rubroshorea leprosula
Lineage: Eukaryota; Viridiplantae; Streptophyta; Magnoliopsida; Malvales; Dipterocarpaceae
Source: the annotation of a GenBank genome assembly